AUGUCGGUAGUGGAAAAAAUGUGGGAUUACACGUGGGGAAAAAUCGAGAAAACCGAUAUUUCAGCCCCGACAAGUGCACUCGGCCAGCCCAACCGAGUGCAGUCGGCCAGCCCAGUCGAGAAAACUCGGCCAGCCUUUGCAGUUGGCCAAGAAAUCUUGCACAGGCGGUCGAGAUCGAGUUCAUUCUCGGCCAGCGCUGCCGAGUGCACUUCUCGGCCAGCGCUGACGAGUGCACUUCUCGGCCAGCGCUGA
Linum trigynum is the source of this 252-nucleotide messenger RNA. NCBI's taxonomy places the organism in Eukaryota, Viridiplantae, Streptophyta, Magnoliopsida, Malpighiales, Linaceae. The record is from the annotation of a GenBank genome assembly.